AUGCCACGCCAUUGGGGCCCACAAUGCCGACAGAACGAUCCCCGCGAAGAGGCCGUAGACGCCGAGCGACCGCGUGAAGAUCAGUUCCAGCGCAGUGCAGUAGAUGGGGCCCGUCCGGAACAACAAUCUGCUUUGCUGCUGCAUGCCAUCCGCCAGCCAUAUGAGGUGGCUUCUGACCAUGCUGUUCCUGAGAUCCAGAACGACACGGAGCUGCUGGUCAAGGUCACUGCUGCUGGACUGAACCCGAUAGACUGGAAGUCACCUGACUUCAAUUUCGGCGUGCCCGUGUUCCCUUUCAUUUCCGGCCGCGAACUCUCCGGGGUCGUUGUCAAGGCUCCCAACACUCCACACGCCCGCAUACGCGAAGGCGAUGUGGUGACGAUCCCGUCAACCGACUAUCGCGACCUGCGCAAAGCGGCGUUUCAGGAGUACACCAUAGCCUCGUCUUUCAACACCAUACGACUACCGCACAGCGUCUCGGCCGAGUCGGGAAGCAUAUUGGGGGUUGCAUUCGUAUCCGCUGUGCUGGCACUAGGCAUUUGCAUGGGCGUCAGCUUUGAAAGCGUCGAAGACGGCCCCGAUCUGUUGAGCAUCGUGCGCAGCAUCGAUCCCGCAAGACUGCCCGCGGACAUCAGGAAAGAGUGUCUGGAAAACAUCUGCGAGGCCGAUCGCGCCAAAGCCGGCGAUUACCUGGUCAUCUGGGGCGGCAGCUCGACGAGCGCACACCUCACGAUGCAGGUUGCGAGACUGACAGGUUUGAAGAUCGUGUCCGUCGUCGACCACGCAAAGCACGGGAUCCGCCUGUCGUCACACGCAACCACACGCGCAGAUCUGCUAGUCGACUCACACGAUCCCGAGCGAGCAAUCGCAAUCAUCAAGCGCGCGACAAGCGACGGUGCGCGCUUCGGCUUCGACACGGCGGGGAAAGACUCGGCCGCGCAGCUACUGCGCGCGCUCGCAUCGUCCUCGUCCUCGAUCGCCUCGCUGCCGAAAGAAGCGCGCAACUACGAACGCAAGGACUCCAAGCUCCCCACGCCGCCAUCGACGCCGCUUGAGCCCGCAGAAGAAGCGCCUCGAUCGCACUUGGUCGGACUGACGGGGCUGCCCAAGACUGAUAUCCCAGAGGACGUGACGCUGCACAAUGUGCCGAUCAAGCUGUUCCAUGAGAUCCCGGAGGUUGGGGAGGCGCUGAGUGCGUGGUGCGAGCGCUUGCUUGUGAAAGGCUUGUUGGUGCCGCCGGAUGUUGUGGGGACUGUGGAGGGGUUGGGCGCGAUCAACGAUGGGCUGGACAGGAUGAGGAGGAGGGAGAUUAGUGGGGGGAGACUUGUGGCUGUCUUGCAAUAG
Messenger RNA from Didymella exigua CBS 183.55, 1344 nucleotides. RefSeq names its product GroES-like protein. Gene Ontology annotation, molecular function: oxidoreductase activity, acting on NAD(P)H. The transcript is spliced from 3 exons. The record is from RefSeq and is a predicted model, not a curated record. The coding region runs from base 1 to 1344 and encodes 447 amino acids. Lineage: Eukaryota; Fungi; Ascomycota; Dothideomycetes; Pleosporales; Didymellaceae.